Penicillium angulare is the source of this 606-nucleotide messenger RNA. RefSeq lists its product as uncharacterized. Gene Ontology annotation, biological process: transmembrane transport. The transcript is spliced from 2 exons. Gene Ontology annotation, molecular function: transmembrane transporter activity. The record is from RefSeq and is a predicted model, not a curated record. Lineage: Eukaryota; Fungi; Ascomycota; Eurotiomycetes; Eurotiales; Aspergillaceae. Bases 1 to 606 code for a protein of 201 amino acids.
AUGCCUCUAUUCUAUCAGCAAGUGCUAGGGUUUUCCCCACUCAAAAGUGCAAUUUUAACAUUACCCUAUGUGUUAGCGCAAAGUAUCGCGGGUGCGAUAUCUGGACCUUUGAUGAGUCGAUGUGCUAGGUUCGCCAAAACUAUCUUUCAGUUGAUGUUCCCUACUGAUGAUAAGCAGAUUCACACCGGUGCUACGAACGGGGCUCUUUCUGUGGUCCUUUGGAGCAGGGCUACGCCUGCUGUUUCACAGGCAUACUCAUAUCAUCGUUUACGUAGUAGCUUGGUAGCUGUACAAGCUCUCGCAAAAACCAAAGAUCGGGCAGUGGCUACAUCUACUCGUAAUCUAUUGCGAUCGCUGGGUUCUGUUUUUGGUAUUGCGAUCUCUACUGCGACGCAACAGGCUGUUAUGCAGUCGGCUUUAUACAAUGGGACAUCAUCCAAGCCAUCUGAAGGCUAUUCCGUUAACGGUAUAACGGCAUCCCCUAAUGUAUUAGAUGCAAAGAUGGCUGGCUUUCGAAUCGUUUUCAUUACUCUAGUUCCUCUAAUCUGCUUGUGCUUCUUUGCGAAUUUCCUAGUGACUGAUGUAGUACUCACCGGAGAUCGAUAG